This is a messenger RNA of Boeremia exigua, 719 nucleotides long. RefSeq lists its product as uncharacterized. The transcript has 3 exons. Lineage: Eukaryota; Fungi; Ascomycota; Dothideomycetes; Pleosporales; Didymellaceae. The annotation marks the transcript as partial. The record is from RefSeq and is a predicted model, not a curated record.
AUUGUCUGCUUCAUCUCGACUUCUGACAGCACUGACACGCGUGUGAUAACCGCUCCAGAACGAUGAAACACGUGUAUGUUCGCGUCCAUGGAACAUGCAGAUAUCAGGACGUUCGAGCUUGCGCCUACUCUGGACGUAGUCGUCGUCGCGGUACAGGCGGUUAUGAGCUGCCUUGCAGCUACCUACGGGGCCGCAGCGUAGAGCAACCAGAAAAGUGUUAAGCCUCAAGGGGAGACUUCCUCGUGGAACUUUACCGGUGUAUGCAAAUCGGUCAAACAGCCAACACUCAAGGCCGGCUGUCCGAAGGAGCCCGCCUAGAAGCUCUCAUUGCUUACGUUGCCUUUGACCCGACGUGGUGAGAUGAAGUUUCCCAAUGCAACCGGCGGCUUUGGCCGAUGUCCAGAAUGGGCUCGAGAAGCUACAGCAUUCGUAGUUGCCUUGUCCACAUUCCUGGGCAUUCCGGGGCGUCGCACUCAGAUUUCCGAAUCUGGCCAACACCGAAGUCCGGAUUGAUCCCCGCAACCACUUCGAAGACCGAAGUGUGUUUGUCCUUACUACUUCUAGGAGCUGCUGGCUUCCUUCAACGAGCUUUGAUCUUCAGCCGUUCGCUUCCAAACCCUACGUGUCUCAGGCAGGCAAAUCCAAGACAUAGGAACUUCCCACAACCGUUCACCAACACGGUGAGCUUCAGAUACUUGGCGAAAGUCAAGCUGGUCUUG